AUGAGCGACCCCUCGAACUGUUGUGAGACGCUCGCGUGGGUCAAAGAGCGAAUCCACGACAAGAAGCACUUCACCGCCCGUCUUCUGGCUCAGCUCUCCGAAGUGUCCGGCAUGGACGCGGAGCUUGUCACCAAAGUGCUCGGAGGAAUUCUUUUCACUCUUUUGGCUUUCAGCGAUCAGGUUGGAAGUGCGCCCGAUUGCUAAUACAGUCCUCUCUUCUUCAGGCGCACUUCUUCGCCAACGCCAUUCUCGUGGUCGUUCCGUUCGUGCUCAUUUUUGUGUAUCCGGCCGAAAAACCAUUAGACGACUCUCUUUUCGUCUACUUUUCGCUGUUCGGAGCGCUCACCGUCGUUGACCGAAGUCUCGAGCGGAUUCCGUGCUAUUAUAUCCUAAAACUGGCGCUCUUCUUGCUGCUUUUUAUGCCGCCGUACGUGCUCCACAAGCGGGUCAGUCAGCUCAUUCAGGAGCAGCUCAAGAGCACGGAGCCGCUUUCCGAGAUGAGCAAGAGCACUCCGAAGAGCCAGAUUCGAUCGACCGUCACUGCGGUUUCCUCGACUCCGGCUCCCCCUGACCCUCCAGCUGAGCCAGCUCCCAGAGUUAGUUCCAUCCCCCCCCCCCACAAGCUCUAAACGCCAAUUUCAGAGCAUUCCAUCUCCAACGAAGAGUUCAACCGAUCUGAUCGGAGGUUCGCGCCGUCUGAAGGUCGGAGUGAAUCCAAUGGAGUCUUCUUCGUUCCAUAAUCUGAAGUCAUCCACCGAUGGAUUCAACUCGACUCGUAAGGAUUGAAAAUUGCUAUUUUCGGACGUACACAAUACAUUUCCAGUGGUGGGCAACAAUCUGAACGACAUGAUAUUCCAUCCGCAGGACAAGCUCGUCUUUAAUGCUCCAUUCGACUACGACAACUUGACGUACCACAUGAAGGUCACAAACAAGAGCCAUCACCGGAUCGCGUAUGCCGUCAAGGGGAACUCGGUGCCACGUGUCAUGGCCAACCCGGCGUUCGGAAUCAUGACUCCUGGAGAGGAGCGUCUUAUCGCCGUGUCGGUGCAGAAAUUUGUGUGGAAUGAGUUCGACUACGAGAAGGAUCGCAUCGCGUUCGACUACGUCGUCUUGCCGGACAGCAACAAGGCGAGCCAGUUCUCGCUGGAACUGUUCACACAUUCGGACACGAAGCGCCGCAAGAACAUCAGAAUCGAGUACAAUCCGUGA
Molecule: messenger RNA, 1209 nt
Organism: Caenorhabditis sp. 36 PRJEB53466
Lineage: Eukaryota; Metazoa; Nematoda; Chromadorea; Rhabditida; Rhabditidae
Source: the annotation of a GenBank genome assembly